Molecule: messenger RNA, 2204 nt
Organism: Chelonoidis abingdonii (Abingdon island giant tortoise)
Lineage: Eukaryota; Metazoa; Chordata; Testudines; Testudinidae
Source: RefSeq, a predicted model, not a curated record
CCGCCUGGGUGGCCGGGAGCCCCUGGGCUCCGAGCAGCCGGCUCCCCACGCCCAGGGGCAGGAGCUCCCCAGGUGCCACUGAGCGGCCAUGGAGGAGUCCACGCGGCUGGGUUACUGCAUCGUGGCCGGCAGCUUCGUGGCCUUCCAGUUCUUCUUCUCGGCUGUCAGCCCCCAGCUCUCACUGGCGCUCAGUCGCCACUACUGCAGCCUGACCACUGUCAAAAAGUGCGAGUGGAACUCCAGGUGUGUCUCCACUCUGCAUGCGCUCAUCGUCGGCCUCUUCUGCCUCUACAUCCUCUUCUUCGAUGGAGCCAUUAACGCCAACCCCAUCUGGGGAGACCCAGGGCUGGGGUUAUGGGGCUGCGAGUUAGGACUGAAGGGCACUAGCAGGGCUGGGAGCCGAGGGGUGCUGCCCUAUUUCGCCAACUUCCGCCUCCUGUCCGAGCUCUCCACUCCAUUCGUCAACCUGCGGUGGUUCUUUGACACCGUGGGGCAGCCCCGCUCCUCCUGGUUCGUCCUAGCCAAUGGCCUGGCCAUGACCGUGGUCUUCUUCCUGGUGCGCAUCGCUGUCAUCCCCAGCUACUACGCCCGCGUGCUGGCCUGGUACGGCACGCCCGAGUACGCCCGCCUGGGGCUUGCCGUGCAGGUGGCCUGGAUCGUGCCCAGCUUGGCCCUGGAGGUCCUCAACCUGGUCUGGAUGUACAAGAUUGUCCGGGGCUUCUACCGGGCCUUCUGCCGGCCCCGGGAGCGCAAGUCAGCCUGCGGCCACGGUGACUAAGCGGGAGCUGGACUUCCCCAGGGGACAUGGCUGGGGGGCCCCAAAUCUCCUGGCAGAGAUGGACGAUCCACUCCAAUUCCCAUCAGAGCCCAGAGCAACAGGAAUACUCUGGCUUGGCACAUGCCGCCAGGCACCCGGACUGACCCCCACUGAGUGCCAGGCACGUGCGGGCACCUAGGAAACUCAUGGACAUCACAGACUGGCAUAUGCCCCAGGCACCCAGGAAAUCCAUGGGGCACCGGGACUGGCCCUGAACAUGGGACGUCUGGACUGGCCCAUGCCCCUGGCUGGGAGCCCGGUGGGGCCCAUCUGUGGGGCUGGCAGUACCCCUCGCAGGGGACUAAGGCUGCCCAACCACCAGCUAGGGGUGUCUUUGGGGGGUGCCUGCGUGUCCAUGCAUAAGGGGCACAGAGGCUCCAGCCAGGUGCGGGGUCCCACGGGGCAGGGGCAGAGCAGGGAGCCAUGGUAGGGCCACAUUGCAGCUUCAUGAACGGCUUCCCCAGGCCCCUGUGCCCCCUCCCUCUCCUGCAAAAAGUGGGAGGAACCCCACACUACUGGGCUGGAGAGUUGGGGGGGCAGGGCCCACCUGCACUGAACCCCCAAGGGCCAAGGGUUCUACGUAGCUUUUGAGGACACCUCUGUACCCCAGGAUCCUGCAGUCUGACCCAGGCCCCUCCCUCCCAGACGCCUCUGGGCCCAUAGCACCCCCCAACCAUAAAGCUCUGGCCCCUGCCUGACCAGACGGGGCAGCGUUCUGGGGCUGAUCCUGCUGUGGCGGGAGGAGCUGGGUGAGGAGCUGGGAGGGCACACAGGUCCCAGCAGGGGUGUUUCUAACACAGGUCAGCCCCCAGCUAAACCUACCUCUGGGGCCCCAGAAAAUGGGGUUCUAGUCCCUGCCUCUGUGCCUCAGUUUCUCUGUCUGUUAAAGGGGGACAAUGCCCCUUCAUCCAUACCUUUUCUCUUCAGAGUGGGAGCUCUUCGGGGCAAGCCUGUCCCUCACUCUGUAUCUGUGCAGUGCCCGGCACAGCCAGGGCCCCCAAUCUCAGCCUGGGCAGCUCCCAGCAUGGCCGGGGGGCCCCGAUCUCAGCCAGAUCCGGACAGUACCCCUUGAUCUCCCUCUAGGCAUUUCCACGCACCCAGUGACACUCCGAAGUAGCCUCCCUCGGCCGGUCUCACUCCAGUCGGCGCGAGAUCAGGGUUUUUGGAUGAUUUCCAGUGGAGAAUCUCAAACUACUUCUCGAUCCCUUGUUUCAUGACUGACAUUUCUGCCCUAGUGAGGAAUUAACCCUCCCCCCCUUGAUACUAAUUUAUUAACCCCAACCCCCCCACACUGGCUCACCCCGAAACCAGGCUGGACUCCGACCUCUCCGGCCACGUUUGUCUCCAGUGUCUGUCUGUCAGGGGAGGGGCAGAACCCACAGUGGGG